Molecule: messenger RNA, 3770 nt
Organism: Dioscorea cayenensis subsp. rotundata (Guinea yam)
Lineage: Eukaryota; Viridiplantae; Streptophyta; Magnoliopsida; Dioscoreales; Dioscoreaceae
Product: protein unc-13 homolog
Exons: 28
Coding region: 179-3583 (1134 amino acids)
Source: RefSeq, a predicted model, not a curated record
UUCACACUUCCCCCUAAAAAAUUGAUUUUUUUCUCCAUCCCCUCUCCCCGAGAAGAAGAAUUCGAAAGAGGAAAGAAAUCCUUUAACUUUGAAUUUUGAUCAGUUCGCGGAUCUUGUUAGCUCAUCAAAAUCACGCUUGUUUGUGCUUCUUCAGUGUCGCGUGAAAAGUUUUCUGGAAAUGGAAGAGGACAAUGCUCUAGAGCUUCUGCAAAGAUACAGGCGUGAUCGGCGUGUGCUUCUUAGUUUCAUAUUGUCUGGUAGUCUGGUGAAAAAAGUGAUUUUGCCACCGGGUGCUGUUUCUUUGGAGGAUGUUGAUAUUGAUCAAGUCAGUAUUGAUUAUGUUCUCAACUGUGUAAAAAAAGGUGAAAUGCUUGAUCUUUCGGAGGCCAUUAGACUUUAUCAUGAUAGCCUGGACUAUCCUUCAAUGGUCAUUGCUGUGACUGAAAGUUGCCCUAGUAAUAAAGGUCUUGGCCAGUGUUGCUGGACAAUUCAUGUUUUGAUGAUUCUCCUAUUCAUCAUGCUCUUCGAUCAGAGUAAUACAGGUCUCUGGGGAGACUUUUUUUUGGUGACAAGGCCUGAAACUUCAGGGUUGGCACCUUCUAGGGCACCACCACCUGUUCCGAUUUCGACUAUGUCACCCAUUAUAUCUAAUUUGUCUAGAUCAGAGUCUCUGCACUCUCCACCUCAUCAGGAAUUAACUGUGGAUGAUAUUGAAGAUUUUGAGGAUGACGAGGAAGAUGAUGAAGCAGUUAGUAGCUUGAGGAGUUCAAGACAACAGUCAAGUGAAGCUGCUGAACUGUCCUUGCUUUUGCCUUUGUUUUCAACAGGUGUUACAGAUGAUGAUCUUCGUGAAACAGCUUAUGAAAUUCUUGUGGCUUGUGCGGGAGCUGCAGGAGGUCUUAUAGUGCCAUCUAAAGAAAAGAAGAAGGAAAGGAGAUCUAGAUUGAUGAGGAAACUUGCACGUGUUAAAGGUGAAAAUGCAACAUCCUCAUCUGGGCAUGUCUCUGGAAUGAUUGGUUUGCUGGAGACAAUGCGCGCUCAGCUAGAGAUAUCAGAGUCAAUGGAUAUUAGGACAAGGCAAGGUUUACUUAAUGCUCUUGUAGGUCGAGUGGGAAAAAGGAUGGAUAACCUCUUGGUUCCAUUAGAACUGCUAUGUUGUGUUGCUCGAACAGAAUUUUCUGACAAAAAAGCAUAUAUUAGGUGGCAAAAGAGGCAGCUGAAUCUACUGGAAGAAGGUCUUAUUAAUCAUCCUGUGUCUGGAUUUGCUGAAUUGGGACAAAAAUCUAAUGAGUUCAGAAAUCUUUUACGAAAGAUUGAGGAAUCUGAGUCUCUUCCACCGGCAGCUUGUGAAAUGCAACGGACUGAAUGCCUUAGAUCACUCAGAGAACUUGCUGCUGCACUUGCUGAGAGGCCAGCUCGUGGUGAUCUGACUGGUGAAGUAUGCCACUGGGCUGAUGGUUAUCACCUUAACAUCAGACUCUACGAGAAAAUGCUUUGGAGUGUAUUUGAUGUCCUGGAUGAGGGAAAACUUACGGAGGAAGUGGAAGAGAUUCUUGAACUACUUAGGUCAACCUGGCGUAUAUUGGGAGUUACAGAAACCAUCCAUGAUACAUGCUAUUCAUGGGUAUUGUUUCGUCAGUUUGUUAUCACAGGCGAACAUAAUCUCAUCCAAUAUGCAAUUGAACACCUAAGGAAAAUACCCCUCAAGGAACAACGUGGUCCACAAGAGAACUUACAUUUGAAAGGACUACGAUGCACUGUGGAAAGUGAAGGAAGGUCUCAAUCACUUACAUUCUUGCAAUCUUUUCUUAUGCCCAUCCAGAAAUGGGCUGAUAAGAAGCUGAGGGACUAUCACCUGCACUUCUCAGAGGGUUCAACAAUGGUGGGUGAGAUAGUGACUGUGGCAAUGAUUACUAGGAGGCUUUUACUUGAAGAAUCUGAGAAAGCUACAUUCCUUACGGAUGAAGACCAGAUCGAAGCUUAUGUAUCAUCUUCUAUUAAAAGUGCUUUUGCAAGGAUCAUGCAUGCAACUGAUGCUAAGUCAGAGUCAACACAUGAGCACAUGUUAGCAUUGUUAGCAGAAGAGACAAAGAAGCUUCUAAAGAAAGACUCAACCAUUUUCUUGCCUAUUCUAUCAAAGUGGCAUUCACAAGCAGCUGUUACUUCUUCUUCACUUUUGCAUAAACUUUAUGGGAACAAGUUGAGACCAUUCCUUGAUCAUGCUGAACAUCUUACUGAGGAUGUGGUAUCUGUGUUUCCAGCUGCUGAUAGUCUUGAACAAUACAUAUUUGCAGUAAUUGCAAAUGCAUGUGGAGAGGAUGUUCUGGAUGAUUACUGUAGAGGAAAAAUAACAUCAUACCAGGUUGAAAAUAAAUCUGGUGAAUUAGUUAUACGUUGGGUUAAUGCUCAAUUAAGAAGAAUCGAAGACUGGGUUAAACGGACUAUUCAACAAGAGACUUGGGAUGCUAUAUCGCCUCAGCAACGACACGGAGUUUCAAUUGUUGAAGUUUAUAGGAUCAUAGAAGAGACGGUUGAUCAAUUUUUUGCCCUUAGAGUGCCAAUGAGGGUUGGAGAACUACAAUGGCUCCAUCAAGGCUUGGAUAAAGCAUUCCAAGUUUAUACUCUGGGUGUUGUUGCCAAAAUAGUUAGCAAAGAAGAUCUGAUACCACCUGUACCUCCUCUCACUCGUUAUAGAAAGGAAGUUGGAAUCAGGGCUUUUGUAGCAGAUCUCAGAUCAACUGAGGAGAGGAGAUCUCAUCAAGCAGUGGAUCUUAGAUUGAGUGAUGAACGAUUUCAUCAAAUUGAUGCGCUUUCUACUCAAAGCCUUUGUGUGCGCUUAAACACACUAUAUUAUGCCAUUACUCAUCUAAGUAAGCUGGAAGACAGCAUUCAUGAGCGAUGGAUAAGGAAAAAACAUGAGAAUUCCAACAUUAAUCGGUCAAUGAAUGGAAAAUCGAGAAGUAAUGUUGCACAGCAGAAGAUUGCAUUUGAUGGUAGUAGAAAAGAUAUAAAUGCUGCCAUUGAUAGAAUCUGCGAAUUUACAGGUACAAAAAUCAUCUUCUGGGAUCUAAGGGGGCCAAUUAUAGACAAUCUCUACAAGCCUAAUGUUUCUGAAUCUCGGUUGGAGGUGCUUAUGGAUGCUUUUGAUGAGGUGCUGAAUGUUCUUUGCGGUGUCAUUGUUGAACCACUCAGAGACCGCAUUGUGACAGGCCUCCUUCAAGCAUCAGUGGAUGGCCUAUUGCGUGUUAUAUUAGAUGGAGGUCCUUCACGGGUCUUCACCCCUAAUGAUGCCAAACUACUAGAAGAAGAUCUUGAAAUAUUAAAGGAAUUCUUUAUUUCAGGUGGAGAUGGUUUGCCCCGAGGAACUGUGGAGAAUUCAGUGGCACAUGUUCGUCCUGUAAUAAACCUGCAUAGCUUUGAGACUCGAGUAUUAGUCGAUGACUUGAGAGCUGUAACUCAAGGAAGUAAGAGCAGAUUCGGAGCUGAUUCUAAAACUCUACUGAGAAUUUUGUGCCAUAGAGCUGAUUCAGAGGCUUCUCAGUUCCUUAAGAAGCAGUUCAAGAUUCCCAAGUCAGCUGGUUGAAAGAGGGAGAUUUUAUUUAUUUAUUUAUUUAUUGAAGUUUUGUUAUGUAUAUUGUACACCUUUUGUAUUAUUAUGUAUCAUAUCCAUUCUUUGUUAUCCCCUAUUAUCUACAUUUAUUGUUUGGAAAUACUGAUUGUUUAUGAACAGUAUGUUUGACUCUUUAAGUUUGGUUUUAAAUUUUUAAGUA